AUGGGAAACUGUCAAGCAGUGGACACAGCGAGAAUCGUGAUACAACACCCAAAUGGGAAAGAAGAAAAACUAAGCUGUCCAGUUUCUGCAAGUUAUGUGAUGAAGACGAAUCCUGGCCAUUGUGUUUCUCUUCUCAUUUCCACCACCGCUCUUUCCGCCGCUUCUUCCGGCCAGGGAGGCCCUCUUAGGCUCACGAGGAUCAAGCUCCUCCGUCCCACUGAUACGCUUGUUCUCGGCCACGUCUACAGGCUCAUCACCACCAAAGAGGUCAUGAAAGGUUUAAUGGCUAAGAAAUGUUCCAAGUUGAAGAAACAAGGUAAGGUGUCGGAGGAUCAGCUAAAGGUGAUGGAAGCAAUAAGCUCUACCAAACUUGACAAUGAAGAUAAGCUGGAUACGAAGAGGCAAGAGAAAGAAAGGUCAAGAAUUUUAAGAUCAUGGCAGCCCUCUCUACAAAGCAUAUCAGAAGGAGGAUCCAGCUGA
This is a messenger RNA of Arabis nemorensis, 480 nucleotides long. The record is from the annotation of a GenBank genome assembly. NCBI's taxonomy places the organism in Eukaryota, Viridiplantae, Streptophyta, Magnoliopsida, Brassicales, Brassicaceae.